UCGCUUCGUUUGCUCGUUUUGUGGGCCCACGCACAGAAAGCGCAGCGGAGCCAGCGGUGCACACAAAACUUGUAUAGGCCAACCCAGACCCCACCUUUUGGUACGUACCAGUUUUUUUCUUGUAGGGCACGAAAACCCUUCCGACAAAUUCGUGCAAGGAAGACCGCUCUCCAUCUUCAGGUUUGACCUACAACGCCUCUCAUUCUAUCACGACAACACAGAUCGGUUGAUCGCAGGCAGACACAAUGGCGAUCAAGCACAACCAAAAGAUCGUUAACAACCAUCUCCGCAAGGAUUGGCAACGCCGGGUUCGCACCCACUUCGACCAGGCUGGCAAGAAGGCUUCCCGCAGAGUCGCUCGUCAGGCCAAGGCUGCUGCCGCUGCCCCCCGCCCCGUCGACAAGCUUCGCCCUAUCGUCCGAUGCCCUACCAUCAAGUACAACCGCAAGGUCCGUGCUGGCCGUGGUUUCACCCUCACUGAGCUCAAGGAGGCCGGUAUCCCCCGUCUCGUUGCUCCCACCAUCGGUAUCUCCGUCGACUUCCGCCGCCAGAACCUCUCCGAGGAGGGUCUUGCCCUGAACGUCGCCCGCCUCAAGGCCUACAAGGAGCGUCUCAUUCUCCUCCCCCGCAAGUCCAACGCCCCCAAGAAGGGUGACACCAAGACCGACGCCUCCAAGCUCGCCCAGACUUCCAUCUCCUCCGUUCUCCCCAUCACUCAGCUCGACCGCGCCGUCAAGGAGAUCAAGAAGGCUGACAUGCCUGCUGAGGUUGAGGGUGGUGCUUACCGCGCCCUCCGCAACGCUCGCGCCAUUGCCCGCUACGCCGGUGCCCGCGAGAAGCGUGCGAAGGAUGCGGCUGAGGCCGAGGCUGCCAAGAAAUAAGUGUAAAUCAAUUAUUUUUGGUGAUCGGUAUGAAGCGGAAUGGAUACGCAUGGGAUGGCAAGAUGGGAUGAAAAAAUCAAACAUCUGGUGUUUUGAGGGUUUUUGUUUGCUCUUUGCGUAUUGCCUGCUUCCAAGGGAGCGGCGUACAGUACUUGACCCGGUUCAGGAGCAGAGUACCUCUAGUUCCAGGUUUAAGAAUUAUUUGCAUGACCAAAAAACAUUUUCUAAAUUCAAACUACGUGCCCCAAUCUGAUCAUGUCAACCAAUCUAAACAGUAUAUGCAAGCAGGUGUCCCACAUUUCUAGUAAAGAAUGGAUAUUAUCUAACGGCAAGUUUAUGUAUUAACAACCUCUGUCUAAGUUGUAUAGCAUGCUAUCUAUUGUUUGGCUUUGUAUGCAGCCACCAACUCCGUGCCUUCUUUUACAAGCACUUGAAUCUCGCUCUUAUCCAAGCCUACAAAUUCUUCCUUCUUCCAAUUAUUUUCCAACUCAGUGCACAUAACCAGCGCAUUUUCCUGAUCAACAGGCCCGGUAUCUGCCUUGGGACCAGCAGGCACUUGUUGAGGCCCCAGUCCAAGACUUUGAGGCGUAGCCAACUCUCCCUUAUUUUCGCCAUCUGCUUCAUCGGUUACAUCCUGUACUAUCUCGGAGGAUGGCUUGCACCCAGUAAUUGUUGUGCUCAACACUGCUAGUGCGCCGUCUUGCUUCAAAACGUCUGCCACCACCAGAGCACCGUCAGCUGAUCGAGCCAUUAGAGCAAAGACGAACCAUGCUUCUGAGCGCAGGACAGGCCACUUGUCUUGCGUAAUUAAGAAUGCAAGUAGCUUUAUAAUACCAGUAUGGCUUUGGUAAAACGCAUGCCUCAACAGGCUGUCUUCAUUGCCGCUAGUGGUGAUGCUCUCAACUAAGUCUUUGUUAUCUGUGACCGAUGAUGAACUCGACAGCAUCUCCUUCACAGGGAGUGAGUGUAGUCCGCGGCAAAUAGUACCCGCCGAACGAGCGGCUUCCAUCUUGGUAGGCUCAGCAUCAGAGCGACCAAAUAGAGCGACGGCAGUCUCUAGAGGUGUUUCACCACUCUGUCCUCUGCGACACAUCUUGGCAAUAUUUUCUGCGCAGUUGAGAAGUAGUAAUCUCGUUAAAGAUAUGGCGGCAAAUUGCACUUGGGGAACUGUGUCCAAAGCGUAAAUGCGUGGCAAUCCAUUAGGUUCAAGAAGGCCUGAGAGCUUCGCUUUAUUCUGUGCAGGGAUGGCAAGGUUCUUCAGAAAAGACAUGCUGGCAUGAAGAAGUUGUCCAUCACGAGUAGAGGAAUUAGUCAAAAUAUCGACGAGGGCCUCAUGAGCGUUGUACUUGGAAACCAGAGCAGUGGAGGCUUCGUCUGACCGGGAGAGGUUGCCCAGAGCUAGGCAUGCUGCUGCCCGUAGCAUGGGUAGGUCAUGGUGUAGCCACGCGAGAAAUGUCUGACUGACUGCAGACUCCAAGUUGUGAGACUCGGAGAAGCUGUCCUGUGAAGUAAUAUCUGCCAGUACAUUCAUCAAGGAAGUGUUGAGUUGCUUGAGCGCUUCAGCGGAGUCUUCCUCCUCCUCCUCGAUCUUAAAGUUGGUUUGUGCGUGGUAAAAGGCUUCGAGAAACAAGUCUAGCUCAGGGUCGGCGAUUGGAUGUGCUUUUGAUUCGUCUUCAGUGGCUAGAUAUGCCAAUGCAACAGAAACAACUGACGAAAACUCCUCGCCAUCGUCUCGAGUCUCCGCUCCAAGGGCAAGCUUGAGCAAAACAUUAGCAGCCUGGCUAUCCUCCUCACUGGCAGAUGAUGGAGAUGGUUGCUGUCCGACAACCAGGGCCAGAAUCUUGCAGACAUAGGGCACAACCGGCAUAUAGGAUUUGAUGGUGGAAGCGGAGAGUAGUUUGAGGAGUCUAGCACUAAGACCAGAUUCUGACGCAAGCUUUUGAGCAGGCU
Molecule: messenger RNA, 2831 nt
Organism: [Torrubiella] hemipterigena
Lineage: Eukaryota; Fungi; Ascomycota; Sordariomycetes; Hypocreales; Clavicipitaceae
Source: the annotation of a GenBank genome assembly